AUGUCCGUAUUCACAAUCGUCCAUCGAGCCCUACCACCACUGUCCCUCCCCUGGAAGCGACGAACCAGUCUAAAAGGCAAAUCCCCUGAGCUGGAAAUCCAUAUCAGCGAAAAGGGUCCUAUCUUGUCAGACUCCAGCAUCAGCCCCCACGCCCAGAACAAUGAAACCAUCUUCAUGCACCGUGACGUCCUCGGUCCCGUGCAGGUAGCGGUGAAGACCCACGCACACCAGACCACAUCCACCUCCCAAUCAACAUCAUCCGCGCCGGAAAAUAUCCCGGGGCGAGUGUCGGAUUCGACUUCCGAGAGCCGGACGCGUCCGACGCGGGCCCAGCUCGCUCGCGCUGUUAGUUGGGCGAGUAUUAUCCGCAGUCGAGACCGGUGGACAGCCGAGCAGGAGAGGGAACUUGUGCAUGCGCAGAGACAGCUGGGGAGGUGUCAGAAGGCGUGGAGUUCCGAGCAGGAAGUGUGGUUAUCCUAUGUCCAGGCCCUCAGCGAAGAAAAGGAAGCACAUGCUGAGUUCCUGUCUAUGCGACACAGACAGCAGGACGAGGAGCAGCACCAGUUCCGUAAGGCGUGGAAGAGGCGGCGAUCUUCGUCUGGUGAUGAUGAGGUGCAGCAGUCUGCGAUCGAGACUGCGAAUCGAUUGGGGAGGUUGCGUCGCUUGCAGCGCUAUGGCUAUUCAGGGCAGCGGUUGGGCGCGACGGGAUCGGCGGUUUUGGCUGUGGAGGGAUGA
Messenger RNA from Penicillium samsonianum, 735 nucleotides. RefSeq lists its product as uncharacterized. NCBI's taxonomy places the organism in Eukaryota, Fungi, Ascomycota, Eurotiomycetes, Eurotiales, Aspergillaceae. The record is from RefSeq and is a predicted model, not a curated record. The transcript is spliced from 2 exons. Bases 1 to 735 code for a protein of 244 amino acids.